Messenger RNA from Prorocentrum cordatum, 1283 nucleotides. The record is from the annotation of a GenBank genome assembly. Lineage: Eukaryota; Dinophyceae; Prorocentrales; Prorocentraceae.
AGCGCGUGGGCAGGCCGGCCAGUGGGGCCAAGGCCACGCCGGUGGGGGCAGGGAUCCGUUGGACGAUGCUCAGCGGGGCGGGGCCUGCCCCGGCGCUGGCAUGGAGCGCUCCCGGAGCGGGCCCGUCGGCCGCGGCGAGAGCUGGCGCGCGAAGCAGGAGCCGGCGACCUCCGUGCGGUCGGACUGCUGCAGGGCGCUCCAGUGCUGCUGCGCGCUAGUCAGCUUCCUGGUGCUGACGGCUGCGGCGGUCGCCGCCACCAAGGUGGUGCAGGACCUGACCGGCGAGACAGACGACACGACGCUGCUGGUCGCUGGCCUGCUGGUGGCCCUCGGUGGCCUGCUGGUGCUCUACGACUGGAGCGCCCUGGGACCCACCAUGGCGCUGCAGAGCGGCGCCGUGGCUGCCGCGACCGCGUGGCUGCUCGUCGUGCCCCUCGCCCUGGUGAGCCUGGCCUUCGAAGAGCAGCUGCCCAUUGUCGGCUACGCUGCCCUGGGAGUCGGCACCUCUGUGGUGCUGGGGGAGACGUGCGGAAUUGCCGGCGCCGUCCUCGGACUCGCUGUUGCGGCCGCUGCGGUGAUCUUCGCGACCGCCGUGGACUCGCUGAUCGCAGAUCAGGUCGGCGUUGCCCUGCUCUUCAUGGCGGUGUACUGGAUGGUGCGGAAGGCGAUAGGGCUGCGCAGAAUAGAGCAGUGGCCAGGCGUCGCGGAGGUGGAGCCCGGGACCACCGAGUACUCGGAGAUCGUCGACUAUUUCCACUCCUGCGAGGCGAACUGGGCCCACAAGUACGACUUCCGGCUGAGGGUGAUGAACGUGUAUCGUGUCGGGCGCUCCCAGAAGUUUCGUGUCGGCGCUGGGCUUUUGUUUCACGGCACGACGUGGGAGUCGGCCUUGGCGAUCGUGUGCGACGGGUUCAGGCUCCCGAAGCAUCCUGGGAUGUUCGGAAAGGGCAUUUAUUUUGCGGACUGCCCGCUCAAGAGCUACCAGUACACCCGAGCAGGCCUCGGGGAGUGCACCGGCUGUCUCGGCCGCGGGGGCCUCAUCCUGAUGUGCCAUGUGAGGCUCGGGAACGCCAGGCCCGAGAGGGCCGCGAACGCGAGCCUCUCCGGGUACAACCGCAACAGCCUGUGGGCGUGCCUGACCUUCCAGACGGGCGCGUACGACUCGGUGGUGGGCGUUGAGGCCCGCGGGGCGCGCGCGCGGGGGAGGGAGCACGCGCGCGCUCGGGCUGUGCCGACGCGGCUGCGGCCCCAGCUCGGGGAAACGUAAGACCCGAGUGAGCCGA